Molecule: messenger RNA, 2431 nt
Organism: Cannabis sativa
Lineage: Eukaryota; Viridiplantae; Streptophyta; Magnoliopsida; Rosales; Cannabaceae
Product: protein trichome berefringence-like 7
Exons: 4
Coding region: 698-1969 (423 amino acids)
Cellular component (GO): Golgi apparatus
Molecular function (GO): O-acetyltransferase activity
Source: RefSeq, a predicted model, not a curated record
AUUUACACGUUCAAUCUCCACGAACUAAUCAAACACUAUUAAAUUCUAGUUUUUAAUACCAUAAAUAAAUAAAUAAUGCUUUUCUCGGUUUUUCUUCUUUUGAUAUAUAUUACUUUGGUUCUGCUUUCAACCACCUCCGAUCUCCAUCUCAAACCCAACUCAAAGCCAACUCUUUUUACCAGCUAACCCAUUUUGGAAUCAUCCCAAAAGAUCUGUAAAAAGAAAUGGUAGAUUUUCUUCAUCUCUAUCCAUCUCUUUGAAAGCAGGAAAAAAAAUAGAAGCUUUAGUUUAUUCACUUGCUUAUGUCUUUAUUCAAUAUCUCUGCUUUGCUUUGCAUGGUUUUCUGGCAUCUGGGUAUUUUUCUUCUUCCGAUUUGAAGCUUGCCCAUUUCGUUUUUUCCUUAAUAAUUCCUGUAGUGGGUCGGAUUUUUUUAGAUUGGAAUGCUUGAGUUUUGUGUUUGAAGAUUGAAUGUGAAAUGCCUUGACUUGUUCUUCUUUGAGAUUCAAGAAAUUUGAGCAGGUGGGUUUUGUGUUUUGGGAAGUUUUAAUCAUUUUGAUAUGAUAGUUUUGGGGUUUGGUAGUUAUGGGAUUGAGAAUACUGUUUGUGGAGAGAUGCAAUGGUUUGAAUCUUGAUUUGGUAUUAUCAUGCUCACUAUGAAUAGUUUCCAAAAACCUUGGUGGUGGUCUUGUCGAUUAAGAUGGUUACUUUCAACAGGAGUAUUUCAUUGAAUAGAAAUGUGUCAUAUAAUAGGAAUGUUUCAUUCAAUCGAAAGGCAUUGAAUGUAGGAAGCCCAAGGAUCAAUCGGUUGAAUUCAGUCUCUCGUUUAUUCAAGCUACUUGUAGUGAUAGGUUCAUUGCUUUCAUUCAUUAUAGCCUUUCUUUGUGGUUACCAUUAUUUGCUCCCAGCCUUAAAUGUGUAUGGUAAUAUUUCCACUUUUAAUAAUUCUGAAAGUGGAAGUAGUUGCAAUGUGCUUGAUGGAAAUUGGGUCUUAGACAAUCGUUAUCCAUUGUACAAUGCAACAGAAUGUCCCUUUGCAGAACGAGGAUUCGAUUGCUUGCGUAAUGGUAGGGAAGAUGAUGAUUAUCUUAAGUGGAGUUGGAAGCCUAGGAACUGUAAUUUUGCAGCAUUUAAUGUGCAAAGAUUGUUGGAACGGUUUCGAGGUAAAAAAGUUGUUUUUGUUGGUGAUUCUAUGAGUAGAACACAAUGGGAGUCUCUUAUAUGCUUGCUUAUGACUGGUGUACAAGACAAGAAGAGUGUGUAUGAAGUCAAUGGGAAUGAGAUCACCAAACAAAUUAGAUAUUUAGGUGUUCGGUUUGGUUCUUUUAAUUUUACUAUUGAGUUCUAUCGCUCGGUUUUCCUGGUGCAACAAGGUUCUAUGCCAAAACAUGCUCCUAAAAGGGUCAAGUCUACACUGAAGUUGGACAAAUUGGAUGAUAUCAGUAACCACUGGAUUGAUUCAGAUAUUCUCAUUUUCAAUACAGGUCAAUGGUGGGUUCCAGGGAAACUUUUCAAAAUUGGUUGCUAUUUUCAGGUGGGAAAUUUCCUAAAGCUUGGAAUGUCAAUUCCUACCGCCUACAGAACAGCACUAGACACAUGGGCAUCGUGGGUAGAGAAAAGUAUUGAUACAAAUCGAACGCAAAUUUUCUUUCGUACUUUUGAACCGUCACACUGGAGUAAUUUCACUCGAAGAGUUUGCAAUGUGACCCAACACCCUGUGUUUGAAACCGAAGGCAGAGAACACAGUAUAUUCUCUGACACUGUUUUCGACGUUGUAAAGAACAUGACACUUCCUGUAACCGUGUUGCAUGUUACUUCAAUGUCAUCUUUUCGAAGUGAUGCACAUGUUGGUCAGUGGAGUGACAACCCGUCUGUUCCUGAUUGUAGCCACUGGUGCCUACCUGGUGUACCUGAUGUAUGGAAUGAAAUUCUCCUUUCAUACUUGCUUGAUGAUGAGCUUCAUGUCAGGUGAAUGGCAUAGCAAUUGAAGAAAAAAAUUAUUUAUCAAGACCGGUUCUUUUACAAGUUAUUAGUAACCGAAAACAAAACUCACUUAUGAAAACUUUUCCUGGUGGAAUAAGUUGCAACUUUGUGCCUCGGUGCCUUUCGACACGUCCUGAAGCUCUUUAUAAGCUCAGAGAUGCCGGCAAAUUCUGACAUGCCCUUUGUUUUCGGAAGGUAUAAAAAUUAUUUUACAUUUCUCUGUUAGGCGGAAAACGAACACAGAGAUGUAUCAUGUAUGGAACAGUUUUGUAGCAAGUUUUGUUUUCGAUUUGGUCAUUCUUUUUAGCAAUUCUUUUGUACCUUACAAACUAGUUUUUGGGUUACUGAGAGUCUGAGGUCACAGUUUUGUUCAUUUAUACAGGCUUGUGAUGUGAACAAUAAGUUUUGUUCUCAACAAAAAGGGAGAAAAGAAUUUCAUUUAUUUAUUUUA